Molecule: messenger RNA, 3746 nt
Organism: Nelumbo nucifera (sacred lotus)
Lineage: Eukaryota; Viridiplantae; Streptophyta; Magnoliopsida; Proteales; Nelumbonaceae
Product: putative LRR receptor-like serine/threonine-protein kinase At1g56140
Biological process (GO): protein phosphorylation
Cellular component (GO): plasma membrane
Molecular function (GO): ATP binding; protein binding; protein kinase activity
Source: RefSeq, a predicted model, not a curated record
UAGCUCUCUCUGGCUGGUCCCAAGCUUCCCACGGUGGCGUCUGCCCAACAACAUUGACUGAGGUCGUGAACGUGUCUACGUCACCUUACUUUUUGACAAUUGGCCUCCGUAUUAUCAAAUCGUGUUCACUUUGACAUGUAUCAUUCUUAAUUGCCUUUUGCUCCUCAGACAUCAGCUUUAAAAUUCCUCUCUCUCUGUUUCUCUCUCUCUCAUAACUGAAUGCUCAGUUACCUCUUGCCCUUCACAACAUGAUAGAUUCUAAACAGAAGAUGAAGGUUAUGUCGACGUUUUCGUGUUCUCUAGCUGUUGCCGUCGUUUGGAGCUGCAUUUUCUUCUCUUGCCUGGUCGAUAGAUCCCAAGCUCAAGCUACUGAUCCAAUUGAAGUAACGGCCAUAAAUUCUAUCUUUCGAAGAUGGAAUAUCCGACCCGCUAAUUCAUGGAACACGACUGGAGACCCGUGUAGUGGUGCUGCCAUCAUCGAGUCAACCAACAUCGACGACUCCAGUUACAACCCGGGGCUCAAGUGCAGCUGUUCUUACAAUAAUGGAGCCACUUGUCACAUUACACAUCUGAAAAUACUUGAGAUGAAUUUGCAAGGAACAAUUCCAGAAGAGCUUGACAAUUUGAAAUAUCUCGUUUUUCUGAAGUUGGAUCAGAAUUACUUAACAGGUCCCAUACCUGCAUUUAUUGGAAAUUUAUCUUCAUUGGAUGUUCUGUCACUUGCUGUUAAUGCAUUAUCUGGAACUAUUCCGGAGGAGCUUGGCAACCUUAAGCUACUGAGAGUAUUAUCUUUUGGUUCAAACAAUUUCUCUGGACCACUCCCUUCGCAUCUUGGGAAUAUACCUAAACUUGAGCAAAUUUACAUGGCCAGUGCUGGAGUGGGUGGCGAGAUUCCUUCAACAUUUCAGAACCUAGUAAACAUGCUAACUUUUUGGGCGAAUGAUAAUCCAUUUACAGGGAAGAUACCUGACUUCAUUGGGAACUGGACAAAACUUACAGAUUUGAGAUUAUAUGGUAACUCUUUUGAAGGUCCAAUACCAAACAGUUUUUCUAAUUUGAUUUCGUUAACAGAUCUGAGAAUAAGUGACCUGUCUAAUGUUAGUUCAACACUGGAUUUCAUUAAAGAUAUGAAGGAUUUAACCAGAUUGGUUUUGAGUAACAAUAUGAUUUCCGGUACCAUUCCAUCUAAUAUUGGGGAUUACCAAAAGUUGCAAAUAUUAGAUUUAAGCUUCAACAAUUUAACUGGUGAAAUUCCAAGCUCUCUAUUCAAUUUGGGGUCUCUCUCUCAUUUGUUUCUUGGGAACAAUAGCUUAUCUGGUACCAUUCCUUCUCAAAAAAGUCAAAGCCUUCUAUACGUAGACUUGUCAUACAACGAACUUCAUGGAAGCUUUCCUUCAUGGGUUAAACCAGAUGUACAAGUGAAUCUGGUAGCCAACAACUUCAUAUUCGAUAAAACAAAUAUAAGUAUAUUCCCAGGGUUAAAUUGCCUUCAGAAAAAUUUUCCAUGCAAUAAGGGAUUUCCACGUUAUGCCAACUUUUCAAUCAAGUGUGGUGGUCCAGAAAUGACAUCUCCAACUGGUGUAGUAUUUGAGAGAGAAAAUAAAACUCUUAGUCCAGCAUCAUAUUAUGUAACUGAUACAAACAAGUGGGCAGUUAGCAAUGUCGGGCUGUUUCAUGACAGGCAGGGGGGAGAUGUUUAUAUACAAAAUACUUCAGCACAAAUUGCAAAUGCAGGAAAUUUGAGCUCUCAAUUCUUCCAAACUGCAAGGAUAUCUCCAGGAUCACUGAGAUACUAUGGCCUAGGCUUGGAGAAUGGAGUCUACAAUAUAAACCUACAAUUUGCAGAGACUGGAUUUGACAAUGAAAGCUUACGCACUUGGCAGAGUCUUGGAACUCGUAGUUUUGAUAUUUAUAUACAGGGAAAACUGGAAGUAAAAGACUUUGACAUACGAAAAGAGGCAGGUGGGGCCUAUAGAGCAGUUGAGAAGGAUUUGAAGGCUAAUGUAUCAGAGAAUUACCUUGAAAUCCAUCUUUUUUGGGCUGGAAAGGGUACUUGUGCUAUACCUCUAAAUGGUUAUUAUGGAUCACUAAUUUCAGCCAUCAGUGUUACUUCUGAUUUCGUACCAACUGUAAGUGGCCUUCCACCAACAACUACAACAAAGAAGAAAAAGACUGGCUUGAUUGCUGGUAUUACAGUUGCUGCUGUAAUUGCAAGCUCAAUGUUAGCUUUCACGAUCUUUUUCUUGAGAAAGAAGAGGUUAAACACCAAUAAUGAUGAAGAGAUUCAAGCAAUAGGUUCCAAGGCUACUAUUUUCAGUUAUGCUGAUGUGCGAAGUGCUACAGAAGACUUUGAUCCUAAAAACAAGCUAGGAGAGGGAGGAUUUGGACCUGUUUACAAGGGAACACUUGCUGAUGGGAGGGUUGUUGCUGUGAAGCAACUUUCAGCAGUAUCUCACCAAGGAAAGAGUCAGUUUGUAACAGAGGUUGCUACAAUAUCUGCAGUGCAACAACGCAACCUUGUGACUUUGUAUGGAUGCUGUAUUGAGGGAGAUAAAAGACUCCUAGUUUAUGAGUAUCUUGUAAACAAGAGCCUUGAUCAAGCACUCUUUGGGAAGUGUGCUAUAUAUCUAGAUUGGAAGACCCGCCAUGAAAUAUGCUUGGGGACGGCGAAAGGUCUAGCUUAUCUUCAUGAGGAAUCAAGACCUAGAAUUAUACACAGGGAUGUCAAAGCAAGUAACAUUCUUCUUGGUGCUGAUUUGAACCCAAAGAUAUCGGAUUUUGGUUUGGCCAAGUUGUAUGAAGACAACAUGACCCACCUCAGCACUCGUGUUGCAGGAACAAUUGGCUAUCUUGCACCAGAGUAUGCCUUGCGUGGGCAUCUGACAGAGAAGGCUGAUGUAUUUGGAUUUGGAGUUGUUGCUCUGGAGAUCCUCAGUGGGCGGCCAAAUUCUGACCCAAGUUUAGAUGAAGAGAAGUUGUACCUUCUUGAAUGGGCAUGGAAUCUACAUGAAAAGAAUUGCGACUUGGAACUGGUUGAUCCAAAAUUGAAUGAAUUUGAUGAAGAAGAAGCUCGUCGAGUUAUAGGAGUAGCUCUCUUGUGCACUCAGGCAUCGCCAACGCUUCGUCCAUCCAUGUCACGUGUUGUGGCCAUGCUUUCAAGAAAGACUGAAGUGAGUGCUGUUACAAGUAGACCUGCUUACUUAACCGAUUGGCAAUUUAGUGAAAUCACCAGCAGCUUUGCAACUAGCAAUUCCUCUACAUGUAUCCCAAUAUCAACAUCACCAAAUCCAAGCAUUAUUCCUUUUUCAAGCCCCUCUCCACCAAAAGGUGCUGAAUCAUUACUCCAUGAUAUCGUUGAACAAGAUCCAAAGUCCACAAACGUAUGAUGGUCCAAUGCACUUUAUAAAAAUACUAGCUCAAGCCGACUGCAUUGCAUAAGUGAGAUAAAUGAGUGCUUUGGGGCUUCAAAAAAGAGAAAAAAAAGGAUAAAUGAGUGUUUUGUAUUGGGGGAUGUCUUCUUUCAUGGUAGUUCCUCUUUUGUUUUAAUGUAUUAAUUAUAUAUCCAUUGGUUGCCUCAUUAAGGCUCCUUGGCUCCCCUCUCUGCCCUUUUGGAGAUUGGCUGUUUGUAUUUUCUUUUUUCUUUUUUUUUUGUCACUUCCAAUAAGAUCUCUUAUUACUGAUCCAAGAAAAACAAAUAUGAGAGAGAAGUCGUUUUGAAUGACAAAAUAAGAUGACAAAUUUGACAA